AUGUACUAUGAAAGGCGGGAUCCAGACUUGGAUGUCAUGCAAAUGGAAGAAGGACUUGAGUAUUCAGUGAGGGAUUCUGCCUACGAUUUUAAUCGCGUAGAGGAAAGAAACACUGUUCGGUUAGUUAUGCUGUCUACAUACUGUAGGCGACAGAUUGAAUACUACGUACGGCCAAUAUCGUUUGAAAUUGUAUUUCUCGAAAUGAUGAAAUUUAAACCACGAAGGACCUUGAAGCUAUGGAGGAAAAUGCACAUCGGGGUUAAUCUGGUGAAAGAAGAUGAGCCAAAUCGAAAACAACGGGUGUGCAGCGUCGUCCGACCUCAGAUUCAUCGACUUUCCUGA
Molecule: messenger RNA, 342 nt
Organism: Enterobius vermicularis (human pinworm)
Lineage: Eukaryota; Metazoa; Nematoda; Chromadorea; Rhabditida; Oxyuridae
Source: the annotation of a GenBank genome assembly